This is a messenger RNA of Saccharomyces paradoxus, 1182 nucleotides long. RefSeq names its product diacylglycerol cholinephosphotransferase (gene CPT1). Gene Ontology annotation, cellular component: membrane. Gene Ontology annotation, molecular function: phosphotransferase activity, for other substituted phosphate groups. NCBI's taxonomy places the organism in Eukaryota, Fungi, Ascomycota, Saccharomycetes, Saccharomycetales, Saccharomycetaceae. The record is from RefSeq and is a predicted model, not a curated record. Gene Ontology annotation, biological process: phospholipid biosynthetic process. The transcript has 2 exons. The coding region runs from base 1 to 1182 and encodes 393 amino acids.
AUGGGGUUCUUUAUUCCUCAGAGUAGUUUGGGAAACUUAAAGCUUUACAAGUACCAAAGUGAUGACCGCUCUUUCCUUUCGAAUCAUGUUUUCAGGCCCUUUUGGAGGAAGUUUGCAACUAUUUUUCCACUAUGGAUGGCACCCAAUUUGGUAACAUUAUUAGGGUUCUGCUUUAUUAUAUUCAAUGUAUUAACAACACUUUAUUACGAUCCGUAUUUUGACCAGGAAUCUCCCCGUUGGACUUAUUUCUCCUAUGCUAUAGGUUUGUUCUUAUACCAGACCUUUGAUGCUUGUGAUGGUAUGCAUGCACGUCGUACAGGCCAGCAGGGCCCUCUAGGGGAAUUGUUUGACCAUUGUAUUGAUUCAAUCAACACAACUUUGUCAAUGAUCCCUGUCUGUUCGAUGACUGGUAUGGGUUACACAUAUAUGACUAUUUUUUCACAAUUUGCGAUAUUGUGCAGCUUUUACUUGAGCACAUGGGAAGAGUAUCAUACCCAUAAACUGUAUCUGGCUGAAUUUUGCGGUCCUGUUGAAGGUAUUAUCGUUUUGUGUAUUUCUUUCAUUGCAGUUGGUAUUUACGGACCUCAGGUCAUCUGGCACACUAAAGUUGCGCAAUUUUCCUGGCAAGAUUUUGUGUUUGAAAUUGAAACUGUCCAUCUGAUGUAUGCAUUUUGCACAGGCGCUUUAAUAUUUAAUAUUAUCACAGCUCAUGCAAACGUGGUAAAGUAUUACGAAUCUCAACCGGACAAAUCUACAACUCCGGGCAAAACAGCAGAAAAUAUUAGUAAAGCUGUGAAUGGUCUUAUUCCAUUCAUGGCGUACUUUUCUUCAAUUUUCACCUUGGUUCUAAUUCAACCGUCUUUUAUUUCUUUGGCUUUGAUUUUAUCGAUCGGUUUUUCGGUCGCCUUCGUAGUUGGUCGCAUGAUCAUUGCUCAUUUAACUAUGCAACCGUUCCCAAUGGUCAAUUUUCCAUUUUUAAUCCCAACUAUUCAAUUGUUUUUGUACGCAUUUAUGGUUUAUGUUUUAGAUUACCAAAAAGAAAGCAUUGUUUCUGCUUUGGUUUGGAUGGGACUCGGUUUAACACUUGCUAUUCAUGGGAUGUUCAUCAAUGAUAUUAUUCAUGACAUCACCACCUUUCUGGAUAUUUACGCUUUGUCAAUCAAACAUCCAAAGGAAAUUUAA